Molecule: messenger RNA, 1858 nt
Organism: Anneissia japonica
Lineage: Eukaryota; Metazoa; Echinodermata; Crinoidea; Comatulida; Comatulidae
Product: transcription factor IIIA-like
Exons: 10
Coding region: 99-1334 (411 amino acids)
Cellular component (GO): nucleus
Source: RefSeq, a predicted model, not a curated record
CAUACAUAGUAGUAUCUCUGGUAGAUGUCAUUGCAGCACAAAACACAAUCGAUUGUUUCUCAAUGCUCAGUGGGAGCAGUUGACACAUGUAAUAUACCAUGCCUUUCUGCAAAUUUGAUGGUUGUUUUGCCAACUAUGACAAGUUAUGGAGGCUACAAGAACAUGAAUUGAAACAUACUGGAGAGCGACCAUUUGUUUGUACUUUUGAAGGAUGUGGAAAGUCAUAUCGUAGAAGUUCGCAUCUCAACAGACAUGCAAAGUCGCACUCAGACCAGAAAGAUUAUGUGUGUGUACAGGAUGGGUGUCAGCAUCGGUUUGUCAGUGCUGAUAAUCUCAAGAAACACUUGAAACGUUUUCAUCAACAAUGUCACAAAUGUGAAUUUGAUGGCUGCGGUGCAACAUUCAAAAAGCGUCAGCAGCUCACGGUUCAUGAGGUCAUUCACACCGGUAUCAAUCGAUAUCAUUGUGAGGUUGAAGGGUGUGGUAUGCAGUUUCCUUUACCAAGCAAAUUGAAGAGACACAUGCAAAAACAUGAGAUGAGGAAUUGUCCAAAAGAUGGUUGUAGUGAAACAUUCAAGUCAUGGUCUUUGCUGAGGAAACAUCUAAGUACUGAUCAUUUAGAUGAAUUCAAGUGUGAAUCAUGCGGAAAAACAUUUGGCAAGAAUUACAAACUCCGCCUACAUGAAAGAAUCCACAAGGAGAAGGUUGACGUAUUCCUUUGUCCAAGAGAUGGCUGCGGAAGAACUUAUACAAGGGUGUCUUAUUUACAAAUGCAUAUCGACAACUACCAUGAGGGCGCUAGACCAUUUGUCUGUACCCACGAUGAAUGCACCAAAACAUUUGCACAUAAAGUUUCAUUAGAGAAACACCAAGUUGUUCACAUGCCUGGAUAUGUUAAACCACAACCAAAGCCAAGAAAAAAGCGGUCGACUGCAUCAAAGAUAAGCGGUGUAGUGGUUUAUACCAAGCUCGAAGUUGAAAACCGUACAUGCCAGAUGUCGGAUGUUGAAGAUGAUAACAUGACGCACGUUAAAAAUCUUCAAGCAGAACUUGGUAGUCUUUGUACAAAUGAUACAAAGAUAGAUGCUGAUCAGAAUGCAAGUUUAGCCUUUGAUAAAUGUCAACGCAGCGAAAGGGAAAAAUCAACCUUGCCUCCCUCAGAGGACAAAAUAGAAUCUAUGCGUCAAAGUAACCAUCUGGAAUCAUUGACAUCUGAGAGUGGAAACAAGAGCGAGCAGAUAUAUAGUGAAGUACACAAGUACAAGAAUUUAGUGCAUGAAAAAAUGUCAAAUUCUGUGGCAAUUAGCAUUUUAGAGAGUAUAGAAUGCCAGUAAUUAUGGCAUGAAAUCAUACAAUUAAAGAAAUAAUUGAUUAUUGAUAAUUUAAUUACAAUAUAAAGGUGCAGAAAUAUAUAUCCAUUCUGUUAUAUUUUAUUAAGGAUUCAAAUUUCAGAUAUAUUUAUAAUGUUGUAUUUUUUAAGUUGGUUGAUUCAACAGACGGAAUACUGUAUUGCCAUUUAAGUGAAUUAUAUUUUAAGAAAUUAUAUUUUACAAAAGUGAAAGAAUUUCUUUUUAAAUCCAUAUGCCAAAAGUGAUAUUUUAAAUCCUUGCACUAGUAUUGUAAAUAUUUUCUCAGAUUGUGGGAUUAUUUGCCUCACAGUAUUGGGGGUAUAGACAAAAUUCAAAUUUACUUUAUAAAGCUUUUAAGGAAUUAUGUGUUGAAAUGAUAGAAUAUACAAGUACUUAUUUGAAGAAAUGUUCUGUUUAAUUCCAGCAUUUGGCUAUGUGGUAAAAUGCUCACAUUGUCAAUUAAUUUUUUGGGAAUUUGCUUCAAUGGAAAUUUAGAAAAAAUACUGUAG